GUGACGUGACGGUCAGCGGGGCCGCGAGAGUCUCUGACUGCAGACUUGACCCUGCUCCGUUCCACGGGCCACUAAGCAUAAUGGGGACAAGCCAGGAGGUCUGGUUCGUCUUCGGCUUCUGUGGCUUUGGGCAGCUGCCUGGCUCCGGCCAUGGACACCAGGUUCUGCGCCCCGAGCGGCUGCCAGACGCCGAAGUUUGCCGUGUGAGCGCCGGCUGGAGCUACACUGCCGUGCUGACCCGUAGCGGCCAGGUGCAGCUGUCUGGCUCAGUGGACGGCGUGGCGAGCGGCUGCAGGGACGUGUGGGCCUCAGAGGAGCUGCUGGUGCUCCUGCGAUCACGGUCAGGCCCGGGGCCGCGCACUGAGCUGCAGGCCUGGAUGCCUGCAAAGGCGCUGCGUGGGGAGCCCCUCUGGACCCGGCUCCUGGACAGCGAAGGUGACAGCGAGCUGGACCCCGGAGGCGAUGGUGACGGUCACCCUGGACUGCUGCCCCUGCUGCCCGGUGCCCGAGCCUACGUGAGCCCGCAGCCACCCCACUACCUGUCGCUGGGCCCUGAGCUGCGGGCACGCCGAGUGGAGCUGGGCACAGAGCAUGUUCUGCUACUGGACGAGGCGGGCCAGGUGUUCUCCUGGGGCUCCGGCAGGCAUGGACAGCUUGGCCAUGGGACGCUGGAGCCCACAUCGGAGCCCCGGCUGCUGGAAGCGCUGCAGGGCCUGCGCAUGGCCACUGUGGCCGCCGGAGGCUGGCACUCAGUGUGUGUGAGCGAGUCUGGAGACCUGUAUGCCUGGGGCUGGAAUGAGACCGGCCAGCUGGGCCUGCCCGCGUGGAGCCUGAGGAAGAUGUCAGGUGAGGCCCUGCUGGAUGGUGAAGCCACUGCUGAGGAUAGGACUGAGGGUGCUGGGACCCCCUACAUCUCCGUGCAGCCCUUCCCAGCCCUGCUGGACCUGCUCUGUGGCGCAGAUGCUGUUGCAGCCAGCUGUGGGUCCCGGCACACGGCAGUGGUGACACGAACCGGGGAGCUGUUUUCCUGGGGCUGGGGCAAGUAUGGGCAACUCGGCCAUGGUGACACCGCCAGCUCCGACCAGCCCCGCUGCGUGCAGUACUUUGCGGAUCAGCACCUGCGUGUGCGGAACGUGAGUUGUGGGCCCUGGAGCACGUUUGUCUGCAUCGAGGAGCAGCUGAGCACAGCCCCGGAAGCCAGAGGAGUCAGGAAUCGCCAAGGACUGAGUCUGGCAGCUUCGCGCCCAGGGCUCUGCUCAGCUGCUCUGGCGUAG
Messenger RNA from Suncus etruscus (white-toothed pygmy shrew), 1274 nucleotides. RefSeq names its product RCC1 domain containing 1 (gene RCCD1). The transcript is spliced from 8 exons. The record is from RefSeq and is a predicted model, not a curated record. NCBI's taxonomy places the organism in Eukaryota, Metazoa, Chordata, Mammalia, Eulipotyphla, Soricidae. The coding region runs from base 81 to 1274 and encodes 397 amino acids.